AUGGCGGCUAUCUGCCCAUGGCCGUGCUUGGAUUCUGCUCCAACAAUUAAGGAGACAAAAUUGAAGAAAUCUUUUGCUCAGAUGCUACAAGAUUCGUGUGAAGUUCAGAUCAAGGAGCUCCCUUCGCCUGUGAUCAAAGGUGAUUCGGUUUACAUCAAAAUCACCCAGGAGGAAUAUGAGAAAGGCCUUGCUGAUUGUCGAAGAAACCUUCACGGACGUGUUUUGUGGAAUAAAGGAGAUCGGCCUCUUACAGCGAAAGAUCUGCGCAUAAAACUAUCUGCUUUUUGGAAGACUUCACAUUCUUGGCAGAUGGUCUCGUUGGGUCGCGGAUUUUAUGAGUUCCAUUUUGAUUCCUUUGAAGAUAUGCGUUUGGCUUGGUCCUCCGGCACGGUGAACUUGAAACCGGGUUUAUUGCUGCUGUCGAAAUGGACUAAUGAUUUUAGCACAUCCAGGCCUAGACAAACACAUGCUCAAGUCUGGAUCAGGCUAAUGGAGCUGCCUCAAGAGUAUUGGAGGCAGAGAACUCUCUUUGAAAUAGCAAGUGCGAUGGGUACGCCGUUAACUUUGGAUGAUUCUACUAAACACCGCACUUUUGGUCAUUACGCACGAAUUUUGGUGGAUAUGGACCUUUCUCGUCGCAUAUUUGACGAAGUCGUGGUGGAAAGGGACGGCUUCGCCUUAAAGAUUGAUGUGAUUUACGAAAGCGACUCUUGGGAUGAAGAGAUGGAGAUUGUGGUUGAGCCAAUUGUUACAAAAGAUCAUGCGAAAACCUUUGUUACUAAGCCUGCACAACAAGAAAUUUCGGCUGAAGUAACUUCUAUUACUGUUCACGAUGGCCAAGACCUGCAAAACAAUAACAUUGUUGAUGGCGCGACUGAGAAUGUUGUUAAGCCAAUUGUUACACAGCCUCACACUAAAACUGCACCACAAGAAAUCCUGGCUGAAGCAACAAUUCAUGCUACUGUUCAGGACCUGCAUAAUAAUAACAACAAAUCCAUUGCGGCACAACAGGAAAUCUCGGCUGAAGCAAUUUCUGCUUCUGUUCAUGAUGGCCAAGAACUACAAAACAAUAAUACUAUUGAUGGCGCGACUGAGAAUGUGGUUAAGCCAAUUAUUACACAGUCGCACACUAAAACUGCACACCAAGAAAUACCGGCUGAAUCAACAAUUCAUUAUACUGUUCAAGACCUGCAGAAUAAUAACAAAUUCAUUGUUACUGUACCUGCACAACAAGAAAUAACGGCGGCUGAAACAAUUUCUGAUACUGUUCACGAUGGCCAGGACCCACAAAACAAUAACAAUGUUGACGGCGCGACUGAGAAUGUUGUUAAGCCAAUUGACGAAGUUGUGGAUGGAAAUGUUGAUGAUGCAGAAUUUAUUGCGCCGGAAACUCAACUUACAAGGGUUGUCGAUGAUCAUGAGUUUGAUGAAGUGGUACAAAAUAAUUUGCAAGUGGUAAAGCAACUUUGGGCGGAUAAUGCAGCAGAGAAUGGUUUUACGCCGGUUGUCUCUCGACGUCAGAAAAAAAGGAACAAAGCGAGAAGCGCAGGACAACCUUAUAACACCCGUUCUAAGGGUGCUCCCUCUCACAACAUAGCCUAUGAUUUCUUUUGCACAAGUUCCCUCUUUAAUCUUUGGGGACUUUGGAAUAAUGGAGUCACUUUGCAAUGGGCACAUAUUUAUCGUGAGGGUAACUCGUGCGCCGAUAAAAUUGCCAACUUGGGGCAUGCUUAUAACAACUUGGAAUGGUGGGAGUCAUUACCAUCUUUGCUACGUGAUGACUUCUUGCGGGAUAUGCUUGGAAUCCCUCAGUAUCGUACUAUUUAA
Trifolium pratense (red clover) is the source of this 1827-nucleotide messenger RNA. RefSeq lists its product as uncharacterized. The coding region runs from base 1 to 1827 and encodes 608 amino acids. The transcript has 3 exons. The record is from RefSeq and is a predicted model, not a curated record. NCBI's taxonomy places the organism in Eukaryota, Viridiplantae, Streptophyta, Magnoliopsida, Fabales, Fabaceae.